This is a messenger RNA of Priapulus caudatus, 2905 nucleotides long. RefSeq lists its product as uncharacterized. The transcript is spliced from 8 exons. Bases 48 to 1127 code for a protein of 359 amino acids. NCBI's taxonomy places the organism in Eukaryota, Metazoa, Priapulida, Priapulimorpha, Priapulimorphida, Priapulidae. The record is from RefSeq and is a predicted model, not a curated record.
UACCAGUCACCACCAACAAACAAUGGUCGUUCGUCCAACAACAAACUAUGGAUGAAAAUGUCAUCAGGAAACGGCUGGCGAAAAACCAAGCCAUCCCACCAAUGAGGGGAAAACACGAAGUAAAGGCACAAGAAAGUUUAUCUGAUCUUCCAUUAUGUACAUGGCUUAUAUUAGCUACAACCCUUCCAAUUUCAUUGUUUAUGCUUAUCCAUGUAUCGGUGCCUAUGUUAUCUCAACUGUUCAAUAUUCCUGGAGAUGUGGAUUCCAUAGAGGAUUUGAGCCACAUGCUGAGAGAUGUAGAACACCUCCACAAUGACUGUCCACCAAUUCUGGAACCAGCUGAAAGAGCUGAACUUGAGCAGUCAAAUACCCAGCAAAUUGCCCGACUUACCACACCAACGACUGAGGAGUUUUGGGAAGAGUAUCACCGUGGCAGGCCCUUUAUUGUCAGUGGUGUGAUCAGAGAUUGGCAGGCAUUUGACUUGUUUGACUGCACAUACCUUGUGAAAACGUUCCCAGAAGCCCAGCUGCUAGAUUGGAAGACUGGCAGGCACAAGAUGCUGGCAGUAAUUGGGGGUGAUACAUAUAAGCCAAUAGACUGCAUGGCAGGCACUAUUGCACCAAACUACCGGAACAAUAAGAAACUCAUAAUGGACUGGCUAGAUUAUAUGGAAAUUCCAAAGUUUUUCAAUGUGAAACGAUGGCGAGUUAGUGAUGUAAAGAUAAAAGUGAAUGCUCAAGGGACAGGUGAUUCGAUGCACGUAGAUGACCAGUGCGGGGGCUUUGUUACUGCGCAGCUAGCAGGGGUGAUGGCAUGGUCUGUGGCAUGGCCAGAGAAGAAAGGGAACACUCUUGAAUGGAGCCGACCCAUAACGUUGAUUCUACAUCAAGGGGACAUUUUGGUGCGUUCAGGAACAACACGUAUACACAAUGAGGUGGCGUCACGUGAAUGCUCUCUAAGCCUCGGCUAUAAGUUCACCAGUGAUCUUCCACGAGAACUUGUCACGGAGUACAAGCAAGUUCACCCGAGAGAGAGAACGACCUUCUUUGCACGCAAUAAAGUGGAAAAUUGGAAUUUCAUCAAUGCCUGCAAGAUAGAUGAAAAAAUGAAAACACACAAGAUGUAGCCAGUAUAAUCAUUUGAGUGUUUUUUUUUAAGAAAUUGAUAGAACUCUAGUUUACCUCUUCAGAAAGUAAUCACAUAACCUUAUAUGGAUAUGGAUAGCAUUUUAUGGGAUUGCUAAUGUAGAAGAAUAUGUAAUUGAAGCUUAGCUAAUAGGCUUAUUCCUGUGCUUCCUGUUCUCAGCAAAUUAGUUCUCAAAAUAAUUCAUGCUAAAUUUUAUUCCUAUGUCUAAAAUAGAGGAAGAUAUGCUAAAUGAGUACUCAAACGGUUGUACGCUUAGCAGCCAAGUACACAAUCACAUGCUGACGGCAUGAAUUUAUUCUCGCUACAAGAAAAUGCCAACUUGAUAGACCACCUAUAUUAUAGUAUGUGAGUGGUCAUUUAUAUGGGAACAAACAUAUGGUGUGUCAUUCAAUGAAUCACACAGUGUCAAACUCACACUAGCUUUAUUUAUCGCUACUACCACCAGCAUCGAACCCAUCUAAGGACUCCGCAUUCGAGCAGUAGUUUAUUUAAGCUAGAGAAAAUAAUUCACUGUGAUUGACUGAUUGUACACCUUCCUUAAUCAUUCCCAUGCACUGCAGAUGUCCAUAAAUACUGCCUAUGCAAUUGUAGAUUGUAUUAAUUUCAAGCAUAUCUAUAAUGGGUGGUAUGCUAGAAUGUAAAUCAUCCAAAUACUAUGGAUAUAUGAAUAUGAUAUAUAUAUAUAUAUAUAUAUAUAUAUAUAUAUAUAUAUAAUUGUAAGAGUUCGUGUCUUAUUAUUGGGACUAAUUGUAUUAGUCCAAAUAUGCAUAGUGGAUGCCCAUCGUGUGAAUUUUAAAUGAUAAACAUGCCGAGAAAUCAAAAUAAAAUAUUCAUAUUAUGAAGCAGCGGUCCAGCAUUGUUAUAUAAUUGCUGUGAAUCAUAGUAGGGGUUCUUACCAAGGAUUUCAGAAGGCAUGUCGGGAUAUUAGGCAAUUCAUCCUUGAUUGCUAGUUGGAGUCAAUUACGUGUGUCAUAAGCGGCUCCUAUACACAGGCAAACUCGAUCAGUUUGAAGAUGUAUAAAUCACGUGAAAAUACAGUAUGAAUGGCUUGGGAUUGUAAAAAGUAAACACGGCUGGAAAUGAAGGCAUGUGAAAUAGGUAAUUGAGGCAUGUGGGAUUAUUUAUAGGAUGCCACAAGUUAGCUUCAGCUUUGAAGGCAUGUCAGACCCAACGUAUUGAAUACCUGGGGAAAACCCUGGUAUUAGUUAUGUAAACGGUAUAUUUCUGUGAACUUGUCUACAACAAUAAUACAUUGUGGUACUUAGCUUUUCUAUUUUUCAGCCACUUUAUAUGUUUAUAUCCUGUUUAAAUAAUUAAGUGUGCUGUAAUUUAUUCAGUAUUAAAUUCUAGUCAAUAACUGUGGAAAGUAAUAAGGAAACUGUUUAAUGGUAACUGUUAUAUCAGUGUGUGCUUAUAUGUGUUUAUGUAUUAAUAUAAGUAGGAGCAAAGAAAAACGAAACAAAUAUUUUUAAUUCAUUCUUGACACAAGUAAUAUCAGUUGAAAUUAGGUGUUGUGUUAUGUAAGUUUUUGGAAGUUGUGUAAUAAUGUGGCAAUGUGCAUUUGAUUCAGACUUGCGUGUAAUUCACCACAUCUCCUUACAUGAUGUUCGGUUGUCACGUGAAGUACUGUUUUAUGCCUGUAAAUAAUUUACCUAUUCCUGAGGCAGUAAAUUAAGGCGAAAUGUAUUUGUUGUAUAUCCUACAACUUGUGUUACCAUGGAAUACGACCCUGUGCGUUUAUAAACAAAGGUCAAGUGA